AUGGAACUGAAUGAUGAGCUGGAGCAGGAGAAACAGGCAGGAAGCUCCCUGGAGGUCGGAGUGGGCUUGACCCAAGCUGAAGUGGAGCACAGGAUGGCAUUGCAAGAUGAGGGCAUGCUGCUGCACAAGCAGCUGGAGGAGAAAGUAAAGAUGUUGGAGGACCAGAGCGCAGAGGUGGCCUCCAGAAAUGCAGAACUCCAGGAGAUCCUGGAGGUAGAGAGGACUGACAAACAGAACGCUCUGAACCAGGUAUACCAGGAGCUGAAUGACACACAGAAGAAACUGUCAGUUUGCCAGGAGUCAGUAGAAAUGAUCAGUCGUCAAAAAAGGAAGCUUGAGGAGGAAAACCUGCAUAUGCAGAAGGAUAAGAGUAUGCUAGAGGAAAGACUGCAGGAGAUAAUACUCCAAUAUGAACAAUCAAUGCGCUGUAUCCGGAGACAGAGGGGUGCCUUAAACACUAAGGAGCUUAAGAUGAAGCAACUGGAAAAGUCUGUACAACAGCUGCAGAUUGAGAAAACCACAUUGCAGGAGGGAGCCACACAUCAGAACAGUCUUGAGGAGGAAAAACUGGACAUGCAGAAGUAUAUCAGCAAGCUUGAGGGGAUGCUGCAGGAGAGUGAGAACAAGUAUGUACAAUCGAAGCAUGCCCUGGAUGACAAGGAGAAUGAGAUUAUUGACUGUUCCCAGAAGCUGCAGGAGUAUCUGACAACCUCCACAGACAUGAAAAAGACCAUCAAACAGUUGGAGGAGUCUGUGCAGCAGCUGAACUUUGAAAACGCUGAAAUGAAGGAGGCAGCCAAACAGCAGAGCAGCAGAAGCAUCAUACGUGAGAGGGAGGCUGAGGAGGCCACAAAGCUGAGGAUAUUGGAGCAACGAGAGAAACAAAGUGUGUUGUCCACAAAUGCAGGGACACAGCUGAGGGAGACUGAGGCAAGGCUGCUAGAUGAAAAUGAGUAUGUUAAAGAACCGCAAGCAGCCUUGCAGGAGCAGCGGGAACUGUUGCUAAAUGAGUGUAUGAUGUUCCGUCAGAAGCUGCAGGAGGCCCAGGACAAUGCAGAGAUAAAACAGCAGAAACUGAAAGAACUGCAGGAUUCCUUAAAUAGCACACUGGCUAAAAUGCAAGCCUACAAUGAGGAGAAGAUACAGAUGACAGAGGAGAGAAACAAAGAGUUGGCCUCUAAAGAUGCAGAGCUCCAGGAGCUUCUCAAUGCUCUAUGGAAACUACAGCAGGAACAUGUUGACACAGAAGCUGUGAAACUGUUGAAGUGUAAGGCAUCACUUGAGGACAAAACUAGCCUUUGCAGUGAUAUCCAAGAGGAAAAACUUUGCAUGCAGAAGGACAUGGAUUCGCUCAAACAAAAGUUGAAAGAGAAGGAGGAGGAAAUUGCACGGUUAAAGCGUUGCCUCCACAACUUGAGGCGCUCCCUAGGCGCAAAGGAUCGUGAGGUUGUGGCUUCCACCAGUAAGUUGCAGGAGGCUCUGUCAAGCACAACAGUCUUGGAAAGAUCUGUCAAUGAACUGGAGGAAUCUGUAAAGCCAUUAGAAAUGGAGGAUGUAGCCAAACGGCAGAUUAGAAGAAUCACCACGCUGCAGAAGGAGGCUAAGGAGGCUGCAAAGCUGAAGAAAGCUUUGGAGGAACAACAGAAACAAGGUGUGCUGUUCUCAAAUGCAGGGACACAGCUGGGGGAAAUGGAGGCAAGGCUGCUAGAUGAAAAUGAGUAUGUUAAAGAACCGCAAGCAGCCUUGCAGGAGCAGCAGGAGCUGUUGGAAAAUGAGUGUCACACUCUCCGUCAGCAGUUGCAGGAGGCCCAGGACAAUGCAGGGGCGAAAGAGCAGGCACUGAAGGAACUACAGGAUUCCUCAAAUAGCACACUGGCUAAAAUGCAAGCCUACAAUGAGGAGAAAAUACAGAUGACAGAGGAGAGAAACAAAGAGUUGGCCUCUAAAGAUGCAGAGCUCCAGGAGCUUUUGACUGAUCUAUUGCAACUACAGCAGGAACAGGCUGACACAGAAGCACAACUUUUGAAGUGUAAGGCAUCACUUGAGACCAAAAUUCGCAAUUGCAAUGAUAUCCAAGAGGAAAAACUUUGCAUGCAGAGGGCUAUGGAUUCUCUUGUGCAAAUGCUGAAGGAAAAGGAAGAGGAAAAUGGGCAAUUACAGCACUGUCUCCACAACUUGAGGUGCAGCCUAGAUGACAAGGAUCAUGAGAUUGUAGCUUCCUCCGAGAAGCUGCAGGAGGCCCUGUCAGCCACGGUAGUUUUGGACAGAACUAUCAAGCAGCUGGAGGAAUCUGGAGAGCAGACAAAGAUGCAGACUGCAACAUUGGAGGAGCUGGCCAAACAGCAGAGCAGUAGAAUCACCAUGCUAGAGAAAGAGGCUGAGGAGUCUGCGAUGGUCAGGAAGGACUUGGAGGAACAGCUUAAUCAAGAGAUGCAGAAUCGGAAUGUGCUGUUCCUAAAUGGACAAGCACAACUAAAAGAAAUGGAGGCAGUGUUGUAUGAGAGGCAGAAGGUCAGCGAGACUAAAGCUCAGCAAGAGGCCCUUCAGGAUCAGAUAGAGCUGAUGCAAAAUGAGCAGCAGAUGCUACAUCAGCAGCUGGAGGAGUCCCAGAGAAAUGCAGAGAUGAAAGAGCAGGCACUGAGGGACAUGCAGUAUUCCUUAAGAGAGACGCUGGCUGGAAUGGAGGCACACAAUGAGAAGAAGGUACAGGUGUUGGAGAGGAGAUGCAAAGAGUUAGUCUCUCAAAAUGAAGAGCUCCACAGGCGUAUUCAUUGUAAAGAAACUGAAGGAGAGACCACUCUACAGCAAGUUCAACAAGAGCUGAGUAAAAACCAAAAACAACUGUCAAUUUGUGAAGCAUCGCUUGAAGAUAAUGCUCGCCGAUGCAAAUAUCUUGAGAAAGAAAAACUGAGCAUGGAAACAUACAUCAAGAAGCUUGAGGAAAUGCUGCAGGACAGUGAGGACAAAUACAUAAAAACGAAACAUUGUAACAAUAAAAUAAUGAGUGCCCUAGAUGACAAGGACAAGGAGAUUAUGGCCUAUUUCCAGAAGCUGCAGAACUAUCUGACAGCCUCCACAGACCUGAAAAAGACUAUCAUAGAGCUGCAGGAGUCUGUGCAGCAGAUGAAGAAUGAGAACCUCAGACUGGAGGAGGCAGCUAAACAUCAGAAGAAGAGAAUCACCGCAUUAGAGAAGGAAGCUGAAGAGGCCAUGAUGAUGAAGAAAAAUUUGGAAGAAAAACUGACUCUAGAGGUGCAGAAGCAAAAUGUGCUAUUCCUAAAGGCACAGGCACAGGUGAAAGAAAUGGAGGCCAUGCUGUUGUAUGAGAGGCAGAAGAUCAGUAAGGCUAACGCUCAGCAAGAAGCCUUUCAGAAUCAUAUAGAGCUGAUGCAAAAUGAACGCACAAUGCUCCAUCAGCAAUUGAAAGAGGCCCAGGAAAACACAGAGCUGAAAGAGCAGGCAUUGAGGGACAUGCAGAGCUGCUUAAACGACUCUCUGACUAAAAUGAAAGGUUAUGAGGAGAGGACACAAAUGUUAGAAGAGAGGAGCACAGAGUUAGCCUCUAAAAAUGCAGAUCUCCAGGAGCUGCUCAGUUGUAGAGAAGCAGACAGAGAGAGCACUCUUUCUCAGAUGCAGCAGGAACUGUCUGACAGCCAAUCCAAACUGUCAAUUUGUCAGGCAUCACUAAAAGACAGCAAUUACCAGUGUUGUGAGCUUGCAGAGGAAAAAGUACGUAUUCAGAUGGAUAUGAACAAACUUGAACAAAGACUGCAGGAAAGCCAGGACAAGUUUACCCAUUUAGAGGACCGUUUUCACAAUCUGACAUUCACCUUGAGUGACAAGGAGCAAGAGGUCAUCACUUCCUCCCAGAAACUACAUGAGGUCCUCUCAGCCAAUGCUGAAAUGGAGAAGAUGGUCAAGCAGCUGGAGGAGUCUGUGAUCCAACUGGAACGUGAAAAGUCAAGAAUGGAGGCUUCAGUUGAAGAACAGAAGAACAGAAUUACACAGCUGCAGAGCAUGCUAGAGAAAACCACAAUGGUCAAGAAAGAUUCUGAUGAACAGAUCAGUCAGGAUUUGCAGAAGAAAAGACUGCUGACACCAAAUGCUCAUAUCCAACAGAGGGAGAGGGAGUUGUUGGACAUGGAGGAAGAGGCUACCAAAAGUAAGCUUCUGCAAGAUGCCCUGCAGCGGCUGGGGGAGGUGAAAGAAGCAACGAUGCUCCGACAACAGUUGGAUGAGGCCACAAAAAGAGCACAAGAUAAAGAACAGGAGCUAGUGGACAUGCAGGUUCACUUCAGUAACCUGAAAAGGCAAUCUGAUAAUGCAGAGACAUUACCGGUGGUGGAAGAGGACAGGAGGGAGCUGGUCACCAGAAAUGUUGAUCUCCAGAAGCUGCUAGAGUGUGACGCAAGCAAGAGAGAGAGAGUACUACUGCAGGAACUGGCUGGUACAGAGAAGAAACUGUGGUUGUGUGAGCAAUCACUUGAACAGAAGACUCGGUAUUGCAACAAUCUCAAGGAAGAAAAAGUUCAUAUGCAGAUGGAAGUUAAUACACUUACGAAAGUGCUCAAAGAAAGUGAAGGUCAGCAUGCCCAAUUAGUGCACUGCAUCCGGAUACUGAAGAGUACUCUGGAUAGGAGAACUCAGAUGCAGGAGAAUGCCUCUUCCUCCCAAAAGCUGCAACAGGUCUUGCAAUCCUCUGAGAUCAUGGAAAAAAAUGUUUUGCGACUGGAGAAAUCUGUGCUUUUGCUGGAAACUGAGAAUGCCAAGUUGGCAAGCACAGGCAAAGAGCAAACUGACAGGAUUGCAAUAUUGCAGCAGGAGCUUGACAAGGCCAAAGAGAAGAAAACAGAUUUGGAGGAAAAGCUCAAUCGGGAGAUGGAGCUGCAAAGCUUGGUGCAUAGACAGGUGCUCAGUAUUAAGCAUUAUAAAGAGGAUGCCAUCAGCAAAAUGAAAUCCAGGAUGGAUGAGCUUUCGCAGCAGCUAAAGGCAGAAGUGGAGAAGCGCACCAGAUUGGAUGAAGAGAACAGACGCUUGCUUCAGCAAGUCUCUUCUGUCGAGACCCUCAAUGAGAGCUACACGCGAAUGAAGAGCAUAAUGAUAUACGUGGACGAGGAACUGGGAAUCUUACGGCAGCAGGUGCAGGACCUGGGGAGAUCCAGAGAGGGCUUGUGA
Molecule: messenger RNA, 5175 nt
Organism: Megalops cyprinoides (Indo-Pacific tarpon)
Lineage: Eukaryota; Metazoa; Chordata; Actinopteri; Elopiformes; Megalopidae
Product: early endosome antigen 1-like
Exons: 2
Coding region: 1-5175 (1724 amino acids)
Source: RefSeq, a predicted model, not a curated record